Messenger RNA from Cuscuta epithymum, 2313 nucleotides. Lineage: Eukaryota; Viridiplantae; Streptophyta; Magnoliopsida; Solanales; Convolvulaceae. The record is from the annotation of a GenBank genome assembly.
GGCCAAGCAGGCGGGUAAGGCCCGCAUGCCUUAAACGCCUGGCCUAUUCCCAUCAACACCAUCCUCCAUCAGUUCGGGUGCGGGUAGUAUAUUGCUAGGCGGCUUCAACCACAAUAUCAUCCUCUUCCUCCGCCCCCUCUUCCUUGUUCGCAUAAUCCACAUGACGACGGCCGGACCUUUUCCAGAAGGGCAACGCAAUAUAUUGGUGACAAGUGCGCUACCCUAUGUGAAUAACGUGCCUCAUCUGGGCAAUAUAAUAGGGUCUGUGCUGAGUGCCGAUGUGUACGCGAGGUUUUGUCGCCUGAGGGGCUAUAACGUCUUGUACGUUUGCGGUACGGACGAAUAUGGAACCACCACUGAAGUCAAGGCUAAACAAGAGAAUCUAACACCGCGGCAGAUUUGCGACAAGUAUCAUACGUUGCACAGGAAGAUUUACGAGUGGUUCGACAUCAGCUUUGAUCACUUCGGCAGAACAUCUACCCCAGAACACACCGUGCUUUGUCAAGACGUGUUCAACUCACUGAAUCGCAACAACUUGCUAAAGGAAAAGACAAUUGAGCAGUUGUAUUGUGAGGGAUGCUCAAUGUUCUUGGCAGAUACUUAUGUUCAAGGCAACUGCCCUCGCUGCCUUUUGUCAUGCAAAGGCGACCAGUGCGAGUCCUGCAGUGCGUUUCUGAAUGCCCGAGAUUUAUUAAACCCCAUAUGCACGAUUUGCCAUAGUUCAAGCUCAAGCCUUCUGCUUCGCAGCCGAGACCAUCUUUUUCUAGAACUUGAUUCUGUGAAGGGGGACUUGCAAGGCCAUUUCAAGAAAAUGUCAUUUUCAAAUCAACAAUCAGAAAGGGACACACAGAAGGUUCUUGAUGCCGAGCUCCGGUCAAAGUGCAUCACACGUGAUCUUCAAUGGGGGGUUCCAGUUCCCAUUGAUAAAUUCAAAGACAAGGUUAUGUAUGUUUGGUUUGAUGCUCCCCUCGGUUAUGCCUCCAUAACAAAGUGUCACAUGCUUGAGUGGGAGCUGUGGUGGAAAAAUCCACAAAAUGUCGAGCUACACCAGUUCAUGGGUAAAGACAAUGUCCCAUUUCACACGGUUCUUUUCCCUGCAUAUUUAAUUGGUACUGGGGAUAACUGGACCCUUCCUCACGCGAUACAUGCAACUCAUUUCCUUUUAUUUGGAGCAGGAAAAUUUUCUAAGAGCAAAGGUGUUGGUGUUUUUGGUGAUGAUGCAAUUAGAACUAAUAUACCCGCAGAAGUUUGGCGAUACUAUCUCAUUUCUCUUAGGCCUGAGACAAAUGAUUCUACUUUUUCCUGGGAGGAUUUUCAAGCCAAACUUAACAAUGAGCUUACCAAUAAUUUGGGAAACCUAAUCAACCGCGUGCUGUCCAUUGUUGCCAAGCCCCCUGGCAAAGGAUAUGACUUCACUGUCCCAGAUGUCUGUGCUGUUCUUAGUGAGAUAGACUCUGACUUUGUUGCUAACCUUAAAUGCUACAUGCAAGAGUAUCUCAAAGCCUUGGAGAAGGCUAAGUUGAAGGAUGGUCUAAAGGCUGCCAUGUCUAUUGCGAGUGAAGGAAAUCGAUAUUUCCAGAAAACGGAAGUUUGGAAGAUUUACAAUGAAGAUAGGCUCAGGUGUUCUUUAGUCGUCAAAAUUUUACUGGGAGUUGUUUGCAUUCUUGCAUCCGUGCUGCAGCCAUUUAUGCCGUCAUUUACUAUAGAGGUAUUGAGGCAACUGAACAUGGAAGCUCAUGAGUUUACACUUCAUGACAAAGAUAUUGAAAGGGCUCAAAAGCCAUGGGAAAUUGUUCCUGCUGGCCAUAAAAUUGGGAAGCCAAGUGUUUUGUUUAAAAAAAUGGACAAUAUUUCUCUCAAAGAUUUAGAGAGAAAAUUCCGAGGCAGCCAGACGUGCUAGCAAUCAGCAUGAUAACGCACUUGAAAAUAAGCAAGUGUUAGGUGAAAGGCAAGUAAAGGGAACUAAAUAUUUUUUUAUGGAGCUAUCAAAUGUUAGCUCCAAGUGUCACUGAAAAUAUUGGUGGUGUCUAACGUCCUUCAAAGACUACGAAGUACAGUCUCUACCAAGUGUCAAGGUCUAGCCCCUCUCUAUUGGUAGCAGUAGGGGUAGAUAAGAAAGUCUCGGAUUAGAUAAGAAAAAUUUAGAUCAAACCCAAAAGAUUGAUAAAAUGGCAUGACAUCAUAUAGAUAAGUUUAGAUUAAAUCUGAUUAGAGUAAUUUCAAAUCCAGCCAGACUGGAAACUCAAUAUUGUCAAUUUUCAAUUUCUUUACAAAAUAAUUCGUAUAAGAUUGAAGGCAAGGGUUUGGGCAUGA